This is a messenger RNA of Lachancea fermentati, 4278 nucleotides long. NCBI's taxonomy places the organism in Eukaryota, Fungi, Ascomycota, Saccharomycetes, Saccharomycetales, Saccharomycetaceae. The record is from the annotation of a GenBank genome assembly.
AUGGAGAAAGAAAAUGAUGUGUUGACAGGAAGUGGUCCUAUAUUCAAAGGAACAGAUGGCAUUAACGAACUCCCUGAAUUCUUAGCAGCCCUACGAUUGUGGUUUGUUAGUAAGUCAAUUGAAAAAGAUGACAAGAAAGUAAGAGAGUUGAUUGGCAGAUUAAGAGGAAGUGCCAUAGACUGGUUUGAUGGAUUUUCAGAAGCCAACGAUAUCAACGAGACUACAUAUGAACAGGUAACAACUUCUCUACAAGACUAUUAUGGUUGUACGGUCUCAAAGUUCUAUCUUUGGUCUCAGUUCAUAAAACAUAGACAAAGUGGUUCCUUAAAUGAGUAUAACACUAAAUUUAGGAAUCAAGUAAAGUUAUUUUCUGAGAAUAAUCGACCUGACAAAGAGAUACAGUUAUUACAGUACGUUCAUGGCCUAAGGGCAGGGACUAGAGAGUAUAUUUGUAGGAAUAACCCUGAAACUAUACUAGAAGCUCAACGACUAGCAAAUUUAGUGGGAAUUGGCCGAUGAACCUACCAAAAGUCAAGAGACACCAAGGUCCACUUUUGAUUUCAAAAGAGGUGCAGGUAGAAACCCCAAGGGAAGCAACGAAAACGACAGUAACCGAUGGAAAACUCGUCGACUCAACGGGAAUCAGCAACAUCAAGGAGUAACGCCCCGCAGAAAUACAGCGGAGCCUCAACUUUGUUUUACUUGCAACAAACCGGGUCAUUACAGUAGGCAAUGUCCUGAGAAGAGUAGAUUUGACAGAACGACGUUUCUUAUAACACCUCAAUCUGAAUAUGAUGAACACCUGUAUAACCACGAAAACGUACUGGAAAGACAUCAACAGCAGAAAGCGCAACUUCCCAAGACAGGGAACCGAAAGGAGAUUGAAAUAGAAACAAACAAACGAGUUAAGGUUAAAACCAUAUUGGACACAGGUGCUCCAACAUCAUUCGUUCACAAGAAUUUAGUAAGAAGACUGGAACUACAGUGUGUACCAGUACCAUUGUAUAGAUUCAAAGGAGCACUACCACUCCACAUUGGAAGCGCACAAAAAGCAGCUAUGGUAAAAUUCACUUAUCGAAGAAAGCGUUACAAUGUGCAAUGUUACGUGACAGAAGAUCUCACUGCGCAACUAAUCAUAGGCAAUCCGAUCUUGGAAGAGUUCCCCGAACUCAUGAGCACGGAAAACAAGGAAGCGAUCAACAAGGAAGGUCUGGAGAUUGAUCAAAUAGAGGAUAACGACAUACAAGAUCAGUAUGAAGGAGAUACCGAGAUUUUCACUGUACAGCUAGAGGAAAAUGAAUGUAACAGAACCGAUGACACUUUUAGAAGGUUACCAGAGAGCUUACAGGCAAAAUAUCGAACGACAGUCAGGAAUGAUCUACCACCGCGAGAGGAACAUAUGGGAAAAGUACAACACGAGAUAAACACUUUACCAGACAAACCACUCCCUAGGUUACAACCUUACAGACUAACACCGAAGAACGAGCUUAUUGUCCAAAACCUGGUGGCCGAACUCAUCGAGAAAGGGUUCAUUGUACCAUCCAAAUCUCCCUGUAGCUCCCCAAUUCGUCUUGGUCAAGAAGAAAGAUGAGUCAUUUAGACUUUGUGUUGACUAUAGACAGUUGAAUCGAGCUACUGUAAAGGAUCCAUUCCCUUUACCACACAUAGAGACAUUACUGGGAAAAAUUGAAAAUGCACAGUGGUUUUCCACUAUUGAUCUGCACAGCGGAUACCAUCAAAUACAAGUUAAACAAACCGACCAGUAUAAAACGGCAUUUGUAACACCCUCUGGGAAAUAUGAAUACCGUGUAAUGCCUUUUGGACUGGUAAACGCACCUAGUACUUUUGCGCGAUAUAUGGCCGACUUAUUUCGUGGAGUUCCAUAUGUGUGUGUUUACCUGGACGACAUUUUAACGUUUUCAGAGACAGAAGAGGAACACUGGAACCAUUUAGAUCAUGUUUUAGGUAUCCUAAAAAGGGAGAGGUUGAUAGCGAAGCUCAAGAAAUGCCAUUUCUUCGAAGAAAAAGUCGAGUUUUUAGGAUACCAACUGAGCUAUAAUGCUAUCCGGCCCAUUCAAGAAAAGUGCGAAGCCAUCGCAGCUUACCCCACGCCAAAGACCAUCAAAGAGGCACAGAGAUUUUUGGGAACUAUUAAUUACUAUCGUAAGUUCAUACCACGAUGCUCAGAAAAAGCAAGAAGUAUUAUUAAGUUUAUUACGCAAGAAUCUAAGUGGGGAGAAGCCCAGAAUAAGUCCUUUGCAGAAUUGAAAAAAGCAUUAAUGCAAGAACCUUUGUUAGUACCAUUUAAACGCGAUGGAAUAUAUAGAGUUACCACUGACGCUUCCAAGGAAGGAGUGGGUGCAGUGUUGGAAGAAAUACAAGAAGGGAAAGUAGAAGGCGUCGUCGCAUAUUUCUCUAAAUCACUACAAGGAGCUCAAAAGAACUACCCUGCAGGGGAAUUAGAAUUACUUGGAAUCAUAGAAGCAUUGAGACAUUUCAAGUACUUAUUACAUGGUAAAGAAUUUACUUUACGGACUGACCAUAUCAGCUUACUUGCUUGCCAAAGGUUUGAAAGAACCAAAUCGACGCAUUGCAACUUGGCUGAAUGAGCUCAGUGAGUUCGAUGUAAAAUUAGAAUACUUAUCCGGCAAGGAUAACGUAGUUGCUGACGCAAUAUCUAGAGCGGAUUAUCCCGAUGUUAUGAUUCUAGACACUGUAACAUCGGUAGAACCCAAUCUAUGGCUCGAGGAGCUGAAGGCAGAUCCGCUGGGAGCGGCUGCAUUACGUUUUUUGGAUAUCGUGGACACAGUAUGUGUGUCGGACGAGGAUCUAAGUGCAUACGAGAAGUAUCGCAAGAAGUUUCGUCUGUCCGAACAGUUUCGGCAGAAGUUUAGCUAUCCGGAGGAUAGGCUGUAUUAUGACCAAGGCUGGUCGUACCGAUGUUGAGACAUCGCGAGAUUUUAGAAACAUACCAUGAUCACACACUAUUCGGAGGACACUUCGGCACUAAUAUUACUUUCGCUAAAAUUGCAAAUGUAUAUUAUUGGCCCAGGCAGUACCGAACUGUGGAUCAGUAUGUGCGUAGCUGUUUGCAAUGUCAAUUGAUGAAGGCACAUCGCCCACGGAACCAAGGACUCUUUAAAACCCUCGCAGAUUGCGGAGGGCAGGUGGAGGCACUUGUCAAUGGAUUUUGUUACAGGACUACCCAAGACCAUUGAUGGUCAGGAUAUGAUCUUAGUAGUGGUUGACCGGUUUUCAAAAAGAGCACAUUUCGUUGCAUGUCGAGAAACGCUAACUUCACAGGGAGUUAUCGAUUUACUGUUUCGAUAUGUUUUUGGAUACCAUGGAUUCCCACAUACUAUUGUCAGUGAUAGAGACACCCGAUUUACUUCAGACUUAUACCAACAGCUUACUAAACGCCUCGGUAUUAAGCUGCUAUUUUCGAGUACUAACCACCCCCAAACAGACGGACAAACCGAGCGAUGCAUACAAGUACUAUCCCGAUUGAUGAGAACUUACACACAAGCAGCUGCGACCACUUGGCAUACUUGGCUCCCACACAUCGAGUUUGUUUACAAUGCAACCUACAACACCGCCAUUCAUGCCUCACCAUUCGAAGUCGAUCUAGGAUAUUGCCCUAAUGAACCCCUUCUAGACAACACGACACAGGGCAACGCUAGAGACACCCCAAGGACUGAACUAACGGAACAACUGCAGGCCCUAACAAUGCGAACGAAGGACUACCUCAUUGAAAACCAAGUAACCAUGGAAACUUCGAAGAACGAGGGAAGAAAAGAUAUUAGGUUCAAAGUUGGAGAAUGGGUCCUAUUACAUCGAGAUUCACACUUCACAAAAACAACCCAUCCCAAGACGGCCCCGAUCUAUUUGGGACCAUAUCAAAUAACGAAAGUUGUGAACGAUAACGCCUACGAAUUGAAUAUCCCCAACCAUCCCAUCUUACACAAAGUUGUGAAUGUACAAUGGCUUAAGAAAUACAUACACAGAUCAAAUGAAUACAAUAAGGCAGUACCAACAUCUUCCCUAGAAAAGAUCCUACGUGGAUCAGAAAUAAUGGAGGUUAUCGGAUUCGACACGUUAAACAAAAAAUACUUUUGUAAAAUGAGGGACGUAGACCCCACACUAACAGUUGAAUACGCCGAACACGAAUUCAAUUCUAUCCCCAGUAGUAGAAGGCAAGAAUUACUAGACCACUUUAAUCAAUCGCUCACAAUCAGAACGUCCCAGCGGGAGGAGGGGGAAGAUGUCAUGAAACAAUAA